UCUUUUUCUCUCUCCUCUCUCUAUCUCCGUCCCGCGGCCUCGAGGACGUCCCGCCUACGUCCCACGCUGGUCCAACCGGAACCCAUCGGUCACGGGCCCGGAGACUGAGAGACACCCCGACUGCAGCCAUGCUGAUAGAACUCGUACGCGAAUCCAUGCUGCAGUGCUUCUGCCAUAGUUGCAAGGCCCCCAUUAGCCUUGCAGCUGGUCAGCGCAGGGGCACGGGACCCCUGAAGAAGAAGCCUGCUGGAAAAGGCAAACCCCGAACCAAACAGCCGAAAAAGGUGAAGUUCAUCACCACGGAAAUCCGAUGCCAGGAGAAGACCAAGGGAGGAUUGCGUUACGACGUGAUCCUGGCUGAGCCCACGGCGGAGAGGAGAUCGUCAUAUCCGGCUCAGCGAAGUCCUACCCAGCAAUCGAUACCGGUCGAGAACAAGCUGAAAGCCGCCGAGGAAAGAAGGCAGUCCUUGGAGGCCGAGAAGCUUUCCCAGGUCGCCGCCAAGCUCCAGAAGAUCGAGGAAGCGGCCCGGAAGAAGGACGAGCUCAGCGCGGCCUUCGUCGCGGCGACCCGGAAGUCCCUCGACGCGAAGAUGAACAAUACUGAGGAGAAGAGAGAAGCGCACAUCGCGGAGCUUAAGAACAGGCUGAAGGAGCACUUCGAGAGCAUCGAGAGGAUCCGUCUGAGUCUCGAGCAACAGACCCAGAAGGUGAGGAACGACGUCGAGGCCAAGUUGCUGACGGCUACUGCACAGCGCGACGAGAACAUCAAGAUGAUGGUGGAGCGGCUUAAGGAACACGAGGAACAAGUUGCUCGUGUUCGCAGCACCAUGCUGGAGCGCGUUAACAAGUUGGAGACCCAGAUUCAGGGAAGACUCGACCAAGCUCGGGAACGUCGCGAGACGAUCGAACGCGAGCAAAAAGAGAAGCUUCGCAAUCAUAACACCGUCAAGAUCGCACAGGUCCGCCAGACCGUCGACGUGAGCAUGAAGGAGCUAGAGGCGAAAAAGCACGAAUUUGACACGAAGGUCGCCAUCGCGGAGCUGAACCGACAACGGGAGAUUCAACGUCGCUUACAAGCUAUACGGCAGCAUGAGAAACGCAUCGAGAUGGUGAGGCAGAACAGGAACAAAGUCUCUUCGGACAGCCAGGAGGAUGGCGAAAAGGAUGCCCCCCUCGAGAACGAAACCGCCAGCUCCGGAUAAGAAACUCCAUCGGAUGCCUCUCGAUUCUCGGGACCUCCUUUCCGAGAGAAAAAAAAAAAGAAGAAAAACUCGCCAUCGCAAUUAAUGGGAGACGUCACGGGGCGGAAGAUACGAAGGCGGACAUCUUCACAGCCUCGUGCGACGUGUGCACAGCUUUUGCCAUUUAUCAAACGUCAAUAUCGAAGCGCUCGGUAGAAAAAAUUGAAAUCGAGCCCGCGCCUUUCUCGGGGUCCUCGAUGAUUGCAUCGUGCCAUUACGUACAUUUUAAUUCACCCCUUAGAUUUUUUGCGGAUCUUAGUUUUCCUUAAUUUACGCGAAUCGCGCCGGUUAUCCCCUUUUUCCACCGUACCUUGUAUUCCACCCACCUCGUAUUCUAAUCAGGUAUUAGUACAUAAAUACAUGUAUGGCUCGAAAAGUACCAGCGGGAAUGUCGAGACAAUUUGAUGAUUUCACGGAAACCUCGGGUCAUUUUAACGGCUAAGUCAUGUAGAUUCAUUUAUUUCUGUACUAAUAUCGCAUAUCGUUAUUACUGGAGUUACGCUUCGUCGGCUUGCGACCCUGACUGAAGGCUCUUAGUAAAAAGAAUCUAUUCCUAAGCUUUUCGAUCGAUUCCAAGAUGUCCCGAAGACUGCUAUAUGUUCAAAGUCCGAGAGUUUGCAUUUAUUCGUUUUUAAUAACCAUACAUAAUUGUUUUAAGGUUCUCCUUGGAUAAAGAAUUCGAGUAGAUUCCCGAAUAUCUUGCGAAUCCAUGACUAACGAUCUCGAGACGUUGGUCUCGAUUACUAUUAUCUUUUUUUUUUUGAUUACAUUUAUUAUCUUGUUUAUUUCUUUUUACAGUAAUUCAUCUCGUUAAUUUAAUGCGUUCCCUUGUCGGGCCUUUAUAUUACCUUUUUUUUGUUUUUUCCCCCAUUUACUUUAAUAACAUAACUACAAACAAGUGUUAGUGAAAUGUUGUCGUCGGCUUUAAAAGUAUGAGAAGUUUCUCGCGAUAUAAAAUGGCGAACGUGGUUUUGCGGAGUAUCGUUGCGAUUUCUUUAAAAAAAAUGGCCACUCGCGGUCGUCUCAAUUGAGAGGGUCAUGAAAUUUUUCUACGAACGCAUCUAUCCUCGGUGAAAUUACUCGUUGAUUAGGGUUAAAGAAAAUUAUAUUACUAUCGCUAUAAUUAGAGUUUAAGGAACCAUGUACCGCAAUUGCUUCGUAUAUAUAUGCGCAGAUCAUAAGCGUGUCUGGGCGAUUACAUGCAUAUGAUAUUUGGGCACAUAUAAAGAAGCGUGAUCACACGAUAUUAUAUAUCAGUGCUUUAUACUAGGCUUGAGGAAUCUUACAAGAAAACCAUUUUAUACUCGAUUGUCGUGAUUAUUACUGCGCUAACCGAGCAAGAUUAAAGGAGAUGAGAUAUGUAGUCUAAUCUAAUAUGAUAACACGAUGCUUCUGUGAUCGAUUUCAUUGUCUGGCGAGAUGUUAGUACCUAAGCGAUUACUAUAUUGCUAAUUUGGUCACCGGGUGGUUACUCAAUAAUAAUGGAACUAAUUACUUCUGACAGAAUGUGUCGAACAGGAGAAACGUCACUAAACUCCUUUGCACCGUUCGAGUCUAUUUAUGAGGUGGGCCUUCUACCGAAGUCUGAAAUAGAUUGAUCGUUUUAAAGGAACAAGACUUGGUUACUAGGGAAUGACAAUUCAAUUGUACAGCGGUGACUUUCAAUUUUGAUUGGCUGUCGGGUGAUACGAUUGAGAUUUAAACCUGCGUUGUAAGCCUAUCUCCUAAUUACCGUAUCAAAAUUGAAUAGGAUAUCUCUUUUCUUUUAAUGGUCAUAAUUGAAGAGUCAAAUUGAAAGUUACUCCGCUUGGGGGCAAAAAACAGUGAAAGUUAACAUACUAAACCAGAAGACAGCACAAGAUGCUAUCGGGCGACUCAUCUCUGGUAUGACUGCAUCGGUUACAACUUACCAGACGGUGAACAUGACGUCAUUUCCUUGUGCAUUUUUGGGCCAGCCUCGUAAUAAAUGGAUUUAUGAUAAAACCAGA
This is a messenger RNA of Orussus abietinus, 3229 nucleotides long. RefSeq names its product stress response protein NST1 (gene stai). The transcript has 7 exons. Gene Ontology annotation, cellular component: cytoplasm; neuron projection. Gene Ontology annotation, biological process: neuron projection development; regulation of microtubule polymerization or depolymerization; microtubule depolymerization. NCBI's taxonomy places the organism in Eukaryota, Metazoa, Arthropoda, Insecta, Hymenoptera, Orussidae. The record is from RefSeq and is a predicted model, not a curated record. Gene Ontology annotation, molecular function: tubulin binding. Bases 129 to 1202 code for a protein of 357 amino acids.